Purpureocillium lilacinum is the source of this 816-nucleotide messenger RNA. RefSeq lists its product as uncharacterized. Lineage: Eukaryota; Fungi; Ascomycota; Sordariomycetes; Hypocreales; Ophiocordycipitaceae. Gene Ontology annotation, molecular function: acetate transmembrane transporter activity. Gene Ontology annotation, cellular component: plasma membrane. The record is from RefSeq and is a predicted model, not a curated record.
AUGGCUUCCAACGCUCCUCCUGCCACCUCGGUGGAUCAGCAGGCCUACGAGAAUGGCCAUGCGCCCCAGGAACACGACCACGCCGCCCACGCUCCGGGUCUCAGGCCUCGACAGCUCACCGUGUCCCAGGUGUACGACCCGCAGUUCUUCAACAUUGCCAACCCUGGUCCCCUCGGCCUCAUCAGCUUUGCGUUGACCACUUUUGUGCUUGGCUUGUACCAAUGCGGCGCAGGACUUCCAAACUCAAAUCCUCUCGGCAAUGUCGGUCCUGACCAGGCCGUCUUCGGCCUCGCCAUCUUCUUCGGCGGCGCUGCCCAGUUCAUCGCCGGCAUCAUGCAGUUCCGCGUCGGCAACACCUUUGGUACCACGGUCCACUGCUCCUAUGGCGCCUUCUGGCUCGCCUUUGCCAUGUUUCUCGUGCCCUCGCUCGGCAUCAAGGAGGCGUACGCCGGCAACGAGCGCGCGUACACGUUUGCACUGGGCAUCUUUCUCAUCCUGUGGUGCUUCCUGACGCUCAUCUUCUUCAUCGCCGCGCUGCGCACCAACAUUGCCAUCCUCGUCGUCCUCGGCUUCCUUUUCCUGUCUUUCUUCUUCCUCAGCAUCGCCCAGUUCAUCGCGACCUCGCAUGCCACCAACGCCGUCCGCGUAAACCGCGCCGGAGGAGUGUUUGCCGUCUUUAGCGCUCUCGCUGCGUUUUAUGCGGGCAGCGCGGGCCUCAUGACGCCGGCCACAACCUGGGUCCGAUUCCCGCUCGGCGAGUUCGACCACAAGCCAGCGACGGCGCCGACGAACGAGAAGGCCACGCACCAGGCUUGA